Molecule: messenger RNA, 3139 nt
Organism: Leptomonas pyrrhocoris
Lineage: Eukaryota; Euglenozoa; Kinetoplastea; Trypanosomatida; Trypanosomatidae
Exons: 1
Coding region: 146-3139 (997 amino acids)
Biological process (GO): RNA processing
Cellular component (GO): nucleus
Molecular function (GO): RNA binding
Source: RefSeq, a predicted model, not a curated record
AGGAUGUGCAUUGGCGUCUGGAUCAUCUUUCGCUCGAUUUAAAGAUAUUUGCUGUCGCACCCGCACGCACCGAAGAAAAACAAACAAAAACGCGCCCAUUCCUGUUUUUCAGAAGCAGCGUCAGCAUCCACAACAUCAAAGGCCGAUGCGCCGAGCACCUCCCGUGCCACCACCACCGGCGGUGGCGGCAGUGGCGACGAGUGGCUUCACGAACACUCUGUCAACUGAAGAGGCGGACGACGGCAAUAACGAUCUCGGUCGUGACGAGGUCGGCUUUGAGAGCGCAACGGUGUUGUAUGACACCGCCCACGUGAGUAGCGCGUUGGAUGGCGGUGACGCAGCGCCCCUCGCAGGAGGCGCGAAUGCUGCCGCUUCUUCUUCGCCUUACGCUUUAUAUGAACCGAUGCGUGCGCAGCAGCAGCAUGGUGUUCUCGAUGCGCUCCAUCCAACGGUCAGCAGCAGCAACAUUAGUAGCAGGAGCAAUAUAGGCAUCGCGAAUAGCAGUGCUGCGGUGCUUUCAAGCACGAGCGACUCGGCCGGCAUCCUCGGCCCCUCCGCUGCUCCUUGCAUCCUUCCCCCUCCAUCACUGCCACCUGCGCAGCCGUACGCGUACGUGGAGGAAGGCCUGGACGUUCCCUUGCACGCACCGCGGCUGCGCAUCCCGGCUGAUCUGCCGCUGGAGCAAACCACGCUGAUGGAUCUAUUGGCGACGGUGGUCGUCCAUGGCGGCCCGACAACGGAGGAGGAGAUCGUAAAGCGCGAGCUGACGCGUCGCAACCCGGCCUUCGCCUUCUUGGGCGAGAAGUUCAACCACCCCUCUCUGCUGUACUACCGCUGGCGGCUCUACUCGUUGCUGCAGCAGGACACGUUGCUGGCGUGGCGCACGGAGUCGUUUCAGGUGGAACGGGCACGGCGGGCGUACGUGUUUGUGCCGCCGCCGCUGCUCCGUGCGGGCCCGGACUGUCUAGCAGGGCUGCACCAGCCGGAGCUGUUGAAUGCGGGCGACGUGUUGGGGCGCGAGAAUGGCGUAAAGCGCACGCGUGAGAGCGGCGAAGGGGGUGAAGAGGCGAUCCAUCGCGAGGGGGAAGAGGACAUCAUUACGCGUACGGCACGCCGACGGCGAAAGCACCGUCAUCAGCGCGGACACGUCGCUGCUGCUGCGCCGGCGACACGCGAUAAGAGAACGAGGCGUAGUCGGGGCGAAACGGAAGAAGAGGAGGAAGGAGGCGUUGCACCGGGGUACGGCGUCGCGUCGCAUGAAGAUGGAAGGGCUGACGCACACGACAAGAACAAGAACCGCGGCAGCGAGAGCAGCAGCAGCGGCAGCAGCAGCGAGAGCAGCAGCAGCAGUGGCACGGACAGCGACGGCGAAGCAGAGGUGGCGGUCACAGCCGCAAAGGAUGAAGCCGCACGUGAUGAAAAGCGCGAUGCGGUGCUAAAGGCGGAAACCCGAUCCACGGACGCCUCCACCUCACCGGCGGCGGCGGUAGCGGAGUCGAAGGACGCGGUGUUCGAGGUGGACCCCGUCGUCCCACUUCCCCCGCCCUCCGCGCAGUGGAUCUCGCGUCAGUGCACGGCGAACAAACACGUCUUCGCCGUCCUGCAGCCGCACAUCUGUGCUGAAUGGGCACGCCUACUCAAUCCACGCCGCAUCUGCCCCGUUGCCGCGUGUACAAGCAUCGGGAAGUUGUGUGAGAUGUGGCUCAGCCGGACCGAGGUCGCGGCGCGCAUGCUCUUCGCCGUGCAGCACGCCGACGGCAUCCACCACCUCCUCAGCGUUGUGCUCGAUGCAGUGGUGAAGACGGCGUACGUGGCCACCGCGCGUUCGCGGGCGACGCUGCCGCUGCCGUCCUCGGCGGUGAACUCGCUAGAAGGCGACAGCAACGUCUUCUGUGUGGAGGCGCUGUGGUACUUGUAUGUGUUGCAUGACAUCCUCAUGAACGCGUCGAGCAUGCCGAGUGGUUCGGCGGCCACAGCGUGCUGCGUGAACAAAAACCCUCGCCCCGCCUCCAACUCGCAACCGUCGGUGGGCGGUGAGGAGGACGAACCGUUUAUGGCGGUGGAGAGCAGCCAAGAGGCAUUGGAAACGUUGUACCUCGCGUGGAAGCAGCAGCAGCAGCAGCAGAGCGAGUCGGCGCACUCCGCAUCUUUUCCUGUCUCUGUGGUGUUCAACAACAACAGUAAUACCAGCGCCGCACCGCCGUUACCCUCGUCGGUUUCGUCGCCGACGUCUCUAGCAGCAACAUCAACCUCAGCAUCGUCCGCCGCGCACGCAACCGCCGCACGUCACCGCCGGCGCCAGCGCACCACGCGGCGCCGCUCCGUGUACGAGCGAUGCGGCGAUGCGCUGGAACUCAUCUUGCCGACGCUGAUCGAGGCGGUGACCGCCGUGGCGCUGGCAGUGUCGAUGGACAAGGAACGGCAGCCACGGCCCCCACAACCAGAGAGCGCGAAAUUAGCAGCGGCAGCAACGGCACCACCACCACCACCACCCGCUGCACGCGUCCACCACUUCAAAGUAGUGAACCCGCUGCAGAGUACGAAGGCGAAGCGCAGCGGCAUCAACAACAGCGGCGGUGGUGGUGGUGCCAAAGGCGUGGCGGUGAGUGCGCCGCCCUUGAGCGGUGGGCCGUGCCUGUCGUUGCGGCUCGAUGCCGGGUGCAGCCGCGUGGAGAGUGAGCAGACUUCUGAAUCGGUCACCACCACCACCACCACCGUCGACGCACAAGCCUCCUCGGCGCCGGCUGUGCUACUGAUUGAGUGGUUGAAGGCGCUGGUGCUGGUGUGGAUGAACGUAGAGCAGCCUUUGCUGCUGCCGCUACCGUCUGCCGGUCUCCCUGCCGAAACAGCAAAAGACGGCGCUGCGAGCGACCCCGCGGCCGAUACGGUGGGGAUGGAGGCGGCGGCGCCAACCCCGUCCGGUCUGCUGUGGCCGGACACACAACGUGGCGCCCCCGAUGCGCCGGAUGUCCAGCUAGCCUACUUUGUGCGCGCACGGCACGCGCGGUUGCUGGGGCUGGAGGCCGCGCCGGUGCACGGGUCCGCCGCACCGCCGUCGUUUGAGAAGCGUCGCGAGCCGCCGCUACUGAGCGCGCGUGCGUGUGCGAUUCUCAAAGAACGGUACAGCUUCCUGUUUUAA